Molecule: messenger RNA, 1027 nt
Organism: Triticum urartu
Lineage: Eukaryota; Viridiplantae; Streptophyta; Magnoliopsida; Poales; Poaceae
Cellular component (GO): nucleus
Source: RefSeq, a predicted model, not a curated record
CCUUUCCAACACAAGCAGUCCAUCGAUUCAUCCAAACCAGAGUUGAGCAAUACGUACUAGCAGUGAGAUUUGGCCCUUCCAAUCGAGUGAUUUCAGUUCGUGUUUGUUGGUGAGAGAGAAGAGAAGAGAAGAGAAGAGAAGAUGGCCUCCAACCAGAACCAGGCGAGCUACGCGGCCGGCGAGACCAAAGCCCGCACCGAGGAGAAGACCGGGCAGAUGGUGGGCACCACCAAGGACAAGGCGGGGCAGGCCACGGAGGCCACCAAGCAGAAGGCCGGCGAGACGGCCGAGGCCACCAAGCAGAAGGCCGGCGAGACGGCCGAGGCCACCAAGCAGAAGGCCGGCCAGGCCACGGAGGCCACCAAGCAGAAGGCCGGCGAGGCCAAGGACAAGACGGCCCAGACGGCGCAGGCGGCCAAGGACCACGCCGCCGAGAGCAAGGACCAGACCGGCAGCUUCCUCGGCGAGAAGACGGAGGCGGCCAAGCAGAAGGCCGCCGAGACGGCCGAGGCGACAAAGCAGAAGGCAUCGGAGACGGCGCAGUACGCGCAGGAGAGGUCCUCCGACGCCGCACAGUACGCCAAGGAGUCCGCCGUCGCCGGCAAGGACAAGACUGGCAACGUGCUCCAGCAGGCCGGCGAGACGGUGGCGAACGCCGUGGCGGGCGCCAAGGACGCCGUGGCGAACACGCUAGGCAUGGGCGGUGACAACACCAACACCACCACAGGCGCCACAAAGGACAGCACCACCGAGAAGAUCACCAGGGAUCACUAGACGCAUGCAUACGUCCAAUCUUUGCUGAUUUGCUUCCUUUAUUACUCGUUUGGUCCUUUUACAUAUCUGUAUGUUUCCCUCUUGUGAUUUCAGCUCGUUUAGUGUAAAUUUGCCUUCGAUUUGAGGUACUCGAUCGUGUCCGGUUCUGUAAUGAGUUAUAAUCCAUGUACUUUGGUGUAAAUGGAUAUGUAACGAGGACAGUCGAAGGUGGCAAUAAUAUUAGUUUACGGAGAGAGUAUUAUUGAAGCUUCAA